This is a messenger RNA of Fusarium sp. VM40, 852 nucleotides long. The record is from the annotation of a GenBank genome assembly. NCBI's taxonomy places the organism in Eukaryota, Fungi, Ascomycota, Sordariomycetes, Hypocreales, Nectriaceae.
AUGUUGAUUAAGGAGUCUCACGUCGAUGUUCCUACCAUUGCCAAUGGCAAAGACAGCUCCAUGCGCAUCUUUGUCUUUCAUCCUACUAUUCCUGGAUACCCCAAUGCACGCUUCCCUGGCGUGAGUCUCUUCAGUGAGAUCUACCAAGUAACCGGUCCUGUUGCCCGUUUUGCUCGUCAGAUCGCCGGCCAGGGUUAUAUCGUUGCCGCACCAUCGUCAUACCACGACUUCACCGGCCCUGAGCCUCUCAAGUACGACGCCGAGGAUACUGACCGUGGCAACAAAUUCAAGAUCGAAAAGACUCUCGAGUCCUAUGAUGCCGACUCAUAUGCCACCGUUGACUACCUCCUCUCACUUCCCACUUGCACCGGACGUAUCGGCGCGACAGGCAUGUGCCUUGGCGGGCAUCUUGCCGUUCGUGCUGCACUUGACUCUCGUAUCUCUGCUUGCGUUGCUUACUUCGCUACCGACAUCCACUCUCGUACCCUGGGCCCCUAUGACGCUGCCAACACUUCCUCGACCGCACCGUCAAACAGCAACCAUACUCUUGAUCUUUUCCAAAACUUCAAGGGCGAGGUUGCCAUGAUCUUUGGAGUUAAGGACACUCACGUCCCUGAUGCUGGUCGUGAUCUCAUCCGUGCCAAGCUUCGUGAAGCUGGUGUAGUAACCAGCUUUUAUGAGUUUGCCUGGGCUCAGCAUGCCUUCAUCCGCGACGAGCUCAGCAAGGGCCGUUACGACCCUGCCAUUACCAAGGUCUGCUUCGAGGUUCUGCUAGAACUCUUUGGCCGUGUUCUCAAGACUGAUCUGGGAGCCAAUGAUGGCGAUGUCCCACCACCAGAGCACGUGUGUUAA